Ostrea edulis (European flat oyster) is the source of this 697-nucleotide messenger RNA. RefSeq lists its product as uncharacterized. Lineage: Eukaryota; Metazoa; Mollusca; Bivalvia; Ostreida; Ostreidae. Bases 317 to 652 code for a protein of 111 amino acids. The record is from RefSeq and is a predicted model, not a curated record. The transcript has 2 exons.
CUUAUCGUUUUAGACUUCAGCAAUGAGCAGACCUACUUAAUUGUGAUAACAGAAAACAGGAUCACCUUUUAUCGUUACUGAUUUUGGAUCGCUAUAAUUCAGUGACUAGAGUGAAUGCAUUAUCAUCAAGAAAUUUGAUAACCAACUCUUUUACAACAAAUGCUUCGCUCAGUUGAAAAAGCAGCUAAUAUAGAUAAAACUCUAUGAUCCCUAUUUCAUAGUUUUUUUGCGGUCAAUCUUUCGUACCUCAGUACCUGGACAUAAUGUGUGUUGUUUAUCUAAUUAUUGAGGACGGAUAUUGAUUACACUUCUUAUCAUGAUGUGGACGGAUCAUUAUGUGUCCAGUCUUUUCGUAAUAUUUACUGUAAUGGACGGAAUGAGGUCUCAGAAUCCUUUCUUUGGUAUCGGUACAACAAAGAAUCCAACUGAAGUUCAAGAAAUAUCUGAUUGUCGAGAAAAUUGUGGAGAUAUAUGUUAUACUUGUGCAACAGCAACGUGUAAAGAUGAUGAUGAUGUAUGCCAGCGCAUGUGUAUUACAGACUUCCGGUCGUGUUAUGAUGCUUGCGUCAGCGUUCCUAAGCCUGAACCGAUUCAAGUUGCACCACCAGAUGUUUUCUUCUUUCAACAGCGAAAUUUGAUGAAAAACACAUAAAUUAUGCAAUGCCAUUAAAAAUAAUAAAUCGUUCAAUGCAACCAA